This is a messenger RNA of Aspergillus aculeatinus CBS 121060, 565 nucleotides long. RefSeq lists its product as uncharacterized. The record is from RefSeq and is a predicted model, not a curated record. Bases 215 to 526 code for a protein of 103 amino acids. NCBI's taxonomy places the organism in Eukaryota, Fungi, Ascomycota, Eurotiomycetes, Eurotiales, Aspergillaceae. The transcript has a single exon.
AUAUGUACUACGUACCUGGUCUCUUGGGGUUCAAUUACGAGAAUCAAUUAUACCGGAUUAGAUGGAAGAUCAUGAGUACGUGCUUGUGGUGCGUUCAUUGACCAGGACCUGGAUAUGUGGUGGAUUCUGACUAUAUGAGGCUAUCUGCGGAACUAGCUAAGGCCACUGAAGUACUAGUGGACCUCAGGACCACCAACUAUCACCUAAGUAUAUUAUGUUGACGAUUUCCAAAGUGACUAGAUACAUGCUAACGAUCACUGGAGCAGCUGGUCUUCGUCUGAUGGCUGCCGGCUUCUGGUUUCCAUUGUUUCAAUCAUAUAGACUAGCAGACGCCAAAUCUUCUGCGCAUUACCUUCUUUCCAAUGGAAAGGUUUCGUGGAGUACUGGAAACCUAGUCAGUCACGGAUUAAGCGUGGGUGCAGCGUGUAUGCGUGGCGGAGCAUAUCCUCAAUUGUCUGGUUCGUGCGCUUUGUUUGACCAUCAGUCUGGGGGUGCCAGGCGGUUGAAUAUAACCACGAGACAUUGAGUUUCUUGAAAUGCCUUUCCAGAAUGCACUCAUAAAACG